Jatropha curcas is the source of this 1583-nucleotide messenger RNA. The record is from RefSeq and is a predicted model, not a curated record. NCBI's taxonomy places the organism in Eukaryota, Viridiplantae, Streptophyta, Magnoliopsida, Malpighiales, Euphorbiaceae.
AAAACGGAUUGUUAGCAGUCGAAUGAAAAGGAGGACGUUGCGAUCCAUUAAAGCAACUGUAACAAACACCAAUGAACCAGAACCUCCAUCACCGCCAAGGUUGAAGAAAAGCGCAACCGUAAACAAUCAAUUAUAAGCUUCUCCAAGCCUAUGGACAACAAAAACGUAGUCGUCUGCGACAAUGGCACUGGAUAUGUCAAAUGUGGAUUUUCUGGAGAGAAUUUUCCCACCUCUGUAUUCCCUUGUGUGGUUGGAAGGCCCAUGUUACGGUAUGAAGAAUCUCUCAUGGAAGAACAGUUGAAGGAUAUCUGUGGUUGGAAGAAGCUUGCGGCUGACUUGAGGCAUUCAACUUAGAUUCAUCAGUAUCCUGUUUUGGAAAUAGUUCAAAACUGGGAUGACAUGGGUCAUGUGUUGGGGAUCAUGCAUUUUAAUGAACUUAAAGUUAAACCUCAGCAGCUGAUGUGUAAGAUUCUACUCACAGAUCCACCUUCGCGAGACUAUGUUGAAGAUUACAACUUUGCUGCUGUCUCCUUUAUUCAAAUUCCAGGCUGUUUUUUAACAUGUAUUGCCCAGUAUCUUGUUUGAUUUCUUUCACGGAGAGGUUAUGCAAUAAUAUUGACAACUUACUUUGAGACUGUUAGGAAAAUGAAAGAGAAGCUCUUGGUGGUCAGUUAUGAUUACAAAAGGGAGUAUCAAUUAGGACUUGAGACGACAAUCCUUGUUAAGCAUUACACUCUGCCAGAUGGAAGGGUAAUAAAUGUAGGCACUGAGCGGUUCCAGGCACCAGAGGCUCUUUUUACACCAGAUCUUAUAGAUGUGGAAGGUGAUGGAAUGGCUGAUAUGGUUUUUCGUUGCAUCCAGGAAAUGGAUAUUGACAACCGGAUGAUGUUGUACCAACACAUAGUAUUAAGUGGAGGGAGCACAAUGUACCCUGGAUUACCCAGUCGCUUGGAGAAAGAAAUACUGGAUCGCUAUCUUGAUGUUGUUCUGAAAGGAAACAAAGAUGGGUUAAAGAAACUACGGUUGCGGAUUGAGGAUCCACCACGAAGAAAGCAUAUGGUCUACCUUGGAGGUGCAGUUCUUGCUGGAAUUAUGAAGGAUUCGCCAGAGUUCUGGGUUAGCAGAGAAGAUUAUUUAGAAGAAGGAAUUGCUUGUCUGAGCAAGUAUGGGUAGGCAUUAAAAGUGAAGGCUUUGCAACCGCUUUACAUUUCUGUAAAUACGAGAUAUUCUUCGAAAAGAAACGUAUACGCUUGCAGAAGGUUUCUGAACUUAUGAAAAUGAAUGUUCAUCUUGGAUAAAGAAUUUGAUAUUCCAGGAAGUGAUUCAUUGAUAACUACCAGCAAGCAAUAGAUUCAAUUUGUACUGUCCUUCUGACAGAAGGGGAGAAACAGAUAUUGCAUCCUAUUUCAUGAAGAUAGAUAACAUUGUCUGAUUAUGUCAACAUAAGUUAUGAGGCUUUCUGACUGAUCACAACUAUCCGGAUGCUUGAAUUGAUAUUUGACUUCUGAAUGGUUGAAUUUUGAGAAAGGAGCAAACAUCUUAAAAUUUUUAUUUUUCCUGAACAUUUUUCAAUUGUUUUUCAA